Chironomus riparius is the source of this 2665-nucleotide messenger RNA. Lineage: Eukaryota; Metazoa; Arthropoda; Insecta; Diptera; Chironomidae. The record is from the annotation of a GenBank genome assembly.
UUAAGUUUCAACGGCAAAACAGCUACGGCAUUUUACAAUUUUCUUUAAAUAUUAAAGCAUGUCCUUAUUUUAGUAUUUUAAUAAUUUCCCUGCAGAAUGAAAUAAACCUUCAAUUCUUAAAAAGUAAUAAAUAAACAGUGAAAAAAAACUAGAAAAUUAAAACAAUUCAAAAAGUGAUUAUGAGUAUGGAUUCAGCGAUGGAUUCGCUCUCGACAACAAGUGAUCAUAGUAUGGCAUCGUCAAACGAAUCAGUCCAUAAUAUGCGAAGUCGCUCGCCACAUCGUAAUGACUCAGGACAUCAUAGUUCUCGUCCGAAUUCACAUGACAAAACCAGAACACCAACGCCUGGCUCACCAAUGCCAUUUUCUCAAAGAGAUUUUAGAACUUUACGUGAUGGACAUAAUAGUCCACUCACAAGUGGCGGUCCACAAAUGCUUCCAAUGCCACAUCCAUUAAGUCCACCGCAAGUGUCAACGCCAAGUAAUUUGAUGGGAAUACAAACACGAAUGGCACAAAGUUUAUCGCAUUUACCACCGCACGGUUUGGGACUUUUGAAUUCAUUUAUGCAUCAUGCUAGUCCACUCGAUCUUAUGGCUGCCGCACAUCAUCAUGUACCGCCACGUUCAUACAAUAGUCCACCACCAAUAAGCAGUUCAGAUCCGACAGCAAACGAAUGUAAAUUAGUUGACUAUCGUGGUCAAAAAGUUGCUGCGUUCAUAAUUCAGGGCGAGACAAUGUUGUGUCUACCGCAAGCAUUUGAGUUGUUCCUUAAGCAUCUUGUCGGUGGACUUCAUACUGUUUACACAAAAUUGAAGCGACUUGAUAUUGUGCCAUUAGUAUGUAAUGUUGAACAAGUGAGAAUAUUACGCGGACUCGGUGCAAUUCAACCCGGUGUUAAUCGAUGUAAAUUAUUAGCGUGUAAGGACUUUGACGUUUUGUACAGGGAUUGCACAACUGCCAGAUGCUUGUCAAUUAAACCACCUGAGAGACCCGGUAGACCACCAAAACGAGGACCUGUAGGACUGUCUCUUCCCGCCACAUCACAUCUCAAUCCAAAUCAUCCGCAACUGAAAAAGCAUCGUCUUGACAAUGGAGAUUAUCCGUACGAGAAUGGACAUCUAAGUGAUCUUUCCCGAUUGGAUAAAUCACCAUUACUAGCUAACGGCUACAAUGCCCCACCAACACAUCUCAAUCCUAUGGCACCAUUUAUGGCACAAAUGGGUCAUCAUGGUGCUCCAUUAAUGAGUCCUGGAAUGCCACCACAUGGAAUGUCUCGACCUGGCGAAGGAUUGAUGAAAAAUCAAAAUAUUCCCGGCAUGGAAGCAAUGACAAGAUCUGGCAUCUGGGAAAAUUGUCGUGCUGCAUAUGAGGAUAUUGUUAAACAUUUAGAGAGAUUACGUGAUGAAAGGGGUGAGGAGCGUGGCAAUGAUAUGGAUGUAAAAUUGCGAGGAAUUCAAUCAUCACCUCGUCCAUCAUCAAAUGGCGGUCAUAGUCCAAUUCUUAAUCUAUCAAAAAGCGGCAAUGAACAAGGCAGUGCACCACCAAGUGAACGAAGUGAUGUCCACUCGCCAAAUCCAUCGAUACGUGAAGACGAUGAUAAUAUGAGCGAUGGAAAUGUGUCUGAAGUGGAUGAACAUAAUGAGAAGGAUGAUGAAGAAAUCAGUGAUACGGAACAUCCAGCAACAGCAACACCACCACCAGCAUCGAGUACCGAAUUGGAUUCACGUCAGCAUGCAUUAAAUUAUUCAGCCUUGGCAGCUGCUGCCAGCGUUCCAAAUGGACAAGAUCCGAACUUAUCAUCGACAGAAACACUUCUGCGAAACAUUCAAGGCUUACUGAAAGUCGCUGCUGAUAAUGCCCGCCAACAAGAGCGACAGAUUAACUUUGAGAAAGCUGAAUUAAAAAUGGAUGUGCUGCGAGAACGUGAAGUCAAGGAUUCACUGGAACGUCAAUUAACAGAAGAACAAAAACUAAGAGUAUUAUAUCAAAAGCGUUACAAACGUGAACGAAGAAUGAGAGGAAGAUUACAGGAGCAAAUGGAAAAUGAGCUAAAGAAGCGAAAUCAAAUAGAGGACAUCCUCAAAGCAUCGGGAGCUCCAGCUGAAGCAUUAAGAAUUUUAGCGGAAAAUAACAAUACGACGAUAAAUAAUAACAACAAUUCAACAUCAAUGGAGAGUGAGUCGGGCAGUAAUAAGGAUAAGAAUCGAGAUAGUGAGAAAGAUCGUAAUCGGAGCGAUAAAGAGCGUGAAAAGAGUUUAAGCGAUCAUAAUAAGGCAAAUAGUAGUGGAAGUCCGAAGCGUUCAAGAAGUCGCGAUUUACCAGCAGAACGCGAGAAAAAUUGGAAUUAUCCUCCAGGUCUUGAUAAUAUUAUGGCAACAGGAGCAUUCUGGCAGAAUUAUUCAGAAUCCCUCGCACAAGAAAUGGAACUGGAGAGAAAGAAUCGACAGGCGAGCGAAAAUGAUGUUAAAGGCUCACUGCAAGAGCGUUCAAAUUAUUAUAAAAAUUCAACAUUAUAUGCCACUUAGAUGUGAUCAAGUUCAUCAUCAACAUUAACAAUUAAUGAUUAAGUAAAUAAUUAUUUAAAUAACUUAUAAGCUUUUAAUCUACUUUUUAAAAAUAACAGAAAUACAAAAAUUUAUGAGGAUUAGGAUGAAAAUAAUUUAAA